Molecule: messenger RNA, 5549 nt
Organism: Linum trigynum
Lineage: Eukaryota; Viridiplantae; Streptophyta; Magnoliopsida; Malpighiales; Linaceae
Source: the annotation of a GenBank genome assembly
AGCAGAAGAAAGAACAAGAAAAGUCGUCACCCAUCUCAUCUGCAGCAAAUAACAAACAACAAACAGCCCACUAAAAUAAAAAUAACUUUCUUCUUCCAUUUUCCUUUCAACGUCUGCAAUUUAAAGAAACACUUUCCAUUCCUUAUCUGAUAAGGAAAGAAAAAAGAGAAGGAAAACGAGAGCCAUUUUGCGAUUCAGCCUAUCUAGAACACGAAAGAAAGGGAGAAAAGAAAAUGGGGCAAGACUUUUACUUUUGUUCUACCUUUCUUUAUCCAAGAGGACGUUGAACAAACUAGUCAUAUUAAUUUGAUCAUAUAAACUAAUUGCUUAGAAUGCCAAAAAAUUUGUGUGGUUGUACAACGAUAAUUUUAUACUAGGAGGAGACUGAAUCUCGUCAUGAAAAUUAGAGAAGCACAAAAAAUUAAGAACUUCACAGAAAGCACAUAAUUAGUUGCAUGUUAAGAAAAGAAACCUUAAUAAUUUCAUAUUAGAUUGAAUACAAAGUGUGGUGUGUCAUCAAACUCAUACACAUUAAGUAGAUAAACAAGAAUGUGUUUCGAAAAUCAAUAUGCAAUUCUAUUAAUUUUCAAAUAUUAUGCGCGUACAGAGACAGUUUCGAAUCCUGCCUCCGUCACUAGCUGGCGCGACCAUCUCUAAUUCAUUUUUUUGGGGUAAUAAUAAUAAGGAAAGUGGUUUAGGGAUGAAACACGUCCAUAUUUUUUUUGUAAAUUAGAUCAAUAUGUCUCAUUUUAUAAAGUACAUCCACUUUGAAAAAAAGAAAAAUACCAAUGAAGGAUUAGCUAGAUACUUAAUUCUUUUCCCCUUAUGAAGGUGCGUGGCCUAUUAUUUAACAGAGUACUUUAACCUGGCUUAUGCUUUUAAUCCUUGCUUACCAAUGAGUCAAUGUCUCAAUGACCAUUGCAAACACAAACACAAACACAAACACAAACACGGGUAAUUAGUAAUUGCUAAUAACGCAGAGCAGUUGCAGAGGGGGCAGGAGGAAGAUGUUGAAUUUGAAUUUCCAGAAGGAAAGACGAGCCACCCACUCCCCCGAGUCACAAACAAAAGCUGGAAUUUUCUAUAUAUUAUAUUCAGGAGGAGUGUUGCCUUUGCCUGGAGAUGCUGUUGUCGCCACCCAUCUAUGACUCUUCUCGUCUAUGGAUGUUUCGGUUGUGAAAAACUCGUCUUUGGAAUAGUCUCCCAGCCAGCCAGCCGUCCUCUCUCUCCGCACCUCCCUCGCUAUAACAAUGCAUUUGUCUUCUCCUUUGACUUUCUCUGCAAUUCCAUCUUCCUCAUUCUUCUCCUCCUUGAUCAACAAAGCCAACUUUCUUGUUCUUCUGCUUCGGUUUCUCUCCUCUCUUCUACCGAUUCUCCUUUGACCUUUUGUUCAUCCAUUAGCCCUUUCUUCCCGGCAACUUGGAGCUGCAGCACUAGCUGGGGUUUGAUUGCCGGCCGCCUGAUUUCUGUUGCUGGGCUGUUGCUGGCUUCUGGGUUUUUCUUUUUCUCCGGCAGCCUUGCUUUCCUGCCUGUUCGUUUUGGAAUCUGCGACUUGGGUUCAGGUCAAGUUCUGUGUUUUUGGUUCAAUUUGUCAUCUGGGCGUUUCUUAAACCCUUCUUCCUUUUCAGCUGGCUGUGUUUCUCAACAGCCAUUUGAUCUUCUUCUCCGGAUCAUGGCCUAUGUGAGGCCUCAUUUGAUUAUGAGAUCCUUCAGUCUCUCUAGUUGGUCCUGAUCCGCCGGAAAGAAAAGAUCCAACUUUUCGAUAAACCCUCCAGUUGGUUUCGAUUUCAUCGAUGGAUUCGCCUUCCCCAAUCCAGUUUGACCGCUCCGUGAACAGUGAAAUCUCCCUGAGUUCCAACUCUAGGAGAAGUGCUUCUCGGACUUCUCGAGCGGGUUCUACUAGGGAAGUUGCUUUCAGUGAUUUAGGUGCUAAGCCUGUGUUGUAUGGAUCCAGGAGGGCUGAUUCAGAGGUGUUUAGUAUGUCUCAGAAGGAGAUCAAUGAAGAAGAUGCUAGGUUUGUCUAUAUUGACGAUCCUGUAAGCACGAAUGAUAAAUUCGAGUUUGCUAGGAACUCAAUUAGGACUGCAAAAUACUCUGUGAUUUCUUUCUUGCCUAGAAAUUUGUUUGAACAGUUCCAUCGAGUUGCAUACAUUUAUUUCCUUAUUAUAGCUAUCCUCAAUCAGUUGCCUCAGCUCGCUGUUUUCGGGCGGGGAGCUUCCAUUUUGCCACUUGCAUUUGUGCUACUAGUUACAGCAGUUAAGGAUGCUUAUGAGGAUUGGAGAAGGCAUAGGGCAGAUAAGAUUGAGAACAACAGAUUGGCAUGGGUUUUAGUGGAUGGUCAAUUCCAACAAAAGAGAUGGAAGGAUAUUCAGGUUGGUGAAAUUAUCAAGGUGGAAGCUAAUGAUACUCUUCCUUGUGAUAUGGUCUUGCUCUCAACCAGUGACCCUACAGGGGUUGCUUAUGUGCAGACCAUCAACUUGGACGGAGAGUCAAAUUUGAAGACGCGGUAUGCAAAGCAAGAGACCCUCUCAAAGAAUCCUGAGAAUGGAAGGUUUUCUGGGUUGAUCAAGUGUGAGAAACCUAAUAGGAACAUCUAUGGAUUCCAUGGAAAUAUGGAGAUUGAUGGGAAGCGCCUCUCACUUGGACCUUCCAACAUUAUCCUUCGAGGCUGUGACCUGAAGAAUACAGCUUCGAUUCUUGGGGUUGCUGUGUAUUGUGGGGCUGAGACCAAAGCUAUGCUGAAUAACUCAGGAGCCCCUUCAAAGAGAAGCAGGCUUGAGACACGCAUGAACUUGGAAAUUAUCAUACUCUCUCUGUUUCUUGUUGCCUUGUGUACAGUUGCAUCAGUAUGCGCUGCUGUAUGGUUGAGGCGGCACAGGGAUGAGUUAGACACUAUGCCCUUUUACAGGAGAAAGGAUUACAAUGAAGAGGAGCCAGAUAACUAUAACUAUUAUGGAUGGGGAAUGGAGAUAUUCUUCACAUUCCUAAUGGCAGUAAUUGUGUUCCAGAUCAUGAUUCCUAUUUCGCUGUACAUCUCGAUGGAGCUUGUUCGGGUUGGUCAGGCUUAUUUCAUGAUCCGAGAUGCCCAGAUGUAUGAUGAGGCAUCGAAUUCAAGGUUUCAGUGCCGGGCUCUGAAUAUAAAUGAAGAUUUAGGGCAGAUAAAGUAUGUGUUCUCGGACAAAACUGGGACACUCACAGAGAACAAGAUGGAGUUUCAGUGUGCAAGUAUAUGGGGAGUAGAUUAUAGCGGUAGGGAGGCUACCUCAGGUGAUGGGCAAGGAGGGCACUCUGUUCAAGUUGGCGGGGCAACUGUGAGUCCAAAAAUGAGGGUGAAAGUUGAUCCUCAGCUUCAACAAGCGUUAAGACGUGGAAAGAUGUCAGAGGAUUUUAAACAUAUCCGUGAUUUUUUCCUUGCAUUAGCAGCUUGUAAUACAAUUGUGCCUCUUGUUGUUGACACACCUGAUCCCGAAGUUAAGUUAAUGGAUUACCAAGGGGAAUCUCCUGAUGAACAAGCUCUGGCGUAUGCUGCUGCUGCAUAUGGUUUUAUGCUUAUAGAGCGAACUUCCGGCCAUAUAGUUAUUGAUAUUCUGGGUGAAAGGCAAAGGUUCAAUGUCUUGGGUUUGCAUGAGUUUGACAGUGACAGGAAGAGGAUGUCUGUCAUAUUAGGCUUCCCUGAUAAGUCUGUCAAAAUUUUUGUAAAGGGUGCUGAUACAUCCAUGUUCACUGUCAUCGAUAAAACUUCAACUGUGGGCAUAAUCCGUGCAACUGAAGGCCAUCUUCAUUCAUACUCCUCCCUUGGCCUGAGAACACUUGUCGUUGGGAUGCGGGAAUUAAGAGAUUCAGAAUUUGAGCAGUGGCACUCUUCCUUUGAGGCUGCUAGUACUGCUUUGAUUGGCCGCGCUGCUUUACUUCGGAAGGUUGCCAGCAAUGUUGAAAACCAUCUUAGCUUGCUGGGUGCUUCUGCUAUUGAAGAUAAACUUCAAGAAGGUGUCCCAGAAGCUAUUGAAGCACUGAGGACUGCAGCAAUUAAAGUUUGGGUUUUAACGGGGGAUAAACAAGAAACUGCCAUAUCGAUUGGCUAUUCUUCAAAGCUCCUGACAAACAAAAUGACACAGAUUAUUAUCAACAGCAACUCCAAGGAGUCAUGUAGAAAGAGUUUAUCAGAUGCCUUGCUUGUAUGUAAAAAGCUCAGCAAUGUGUCUGGGACAACUGAUAAUGAAGACAUUUCUGCAUCUUCUGGAAGCUUGGUUGCUUUGAUCAUUGAUGGAGCUAGUCUUGUUUAUAUCCUUGACAGUGAACUCGAGGAGCAGCUCUUUGAAUUAUCCAGCAACUGUUCCGUGGUCCUUUGUUGUCGGGUGGCUCCAUUACAAAAAGCUGGAAUUGUUUCCCUUGUGAAGAAUAGGACAGCUGACAUGACCCUUUCCAUUGGGGACGGUGCAAAUGAUGUUUCUAUGAUCCAAAUGGCUGAUGUAGGAGUUGGAAUCAGUGGGCAGGAGGGUCGGCAAGCUGUAAUGGCAUCUGAUUUUGCCAUGGGACAGUUCAGAUUCUUAGUUCCACUUCUGCUGGUCCAUGGACAUUGGAAUUACCAGCGAAUGGGUUACAUGAUAAUUUAUAACUUCUACAGGAAUGCAAUUUUUGUUCUUGUCUUGUUUUGGUAUGUGCUCUUUACUGCUUUCACUUUGACGACUGCUAUUAACGAGUGGAACAGUGUGUUGUAUUCAGUAAUUUACACAGCAGUGCCAACUGUCAUUGUCGGUAUUCUUGACAAGGACUUGAGUCGGAAAACCCUACUCAAGUAUCCUCAGCUGUACGGAGCUGGGCAAAGACGAGAAAAUUACAACUCAAAGUUGUUCUGGCUGACUAUGAUGGACACUCUGUGGCAAAGUGUGGUCAUUUUCUUUGGCCCUUUCUUUGCUUAUCGGAUUAGCACCAUUGAUGCAGCAAGUAUAGGGGAUCUGUGGACACUGGCAGUCGUCAUUUUGGUCAAUCUUCAUCUGGCAAUGGACAUCACCCGGUGGAAUUGGCUCAUGCAUGCAGCAAUAUGGGGAUCCAUUUUGGCAACUUUCAUAUCUAUAAUGGUCAUUGAUGCCAUACCUACAUUACCUGGUUACUGGGCCAUUUUUGAAACUGCAAAGACUGGAUUGUUUUGGCUUUGCUUGCUUGGUGUGGUUGUAGCCUCACUAAUUCCACGCUUUGUUGUAAAAGUACUGUAUCAAUACUGCACACCUUGUGACAUCCAAAUUGCAAAGGAGGCGGAGAAAUUCAAACCUUUAAGGGGAGGUGUUGGAUCUGUAGAAGUAGAAAUGGAUGCUAUCUUGGGUCCUCCAAGGAGGUGAUGAUGACAUGGUAAUAUAUCAUUCCCCUUCAGAUUCUCCUGUAUCUUUAUUUUUGUAAAAAUUACCUUUAUUCUUUAGGGCUUGGUCAGAGUCUCGGUUUCCAGGGAUUUCCCAUUGUUGGCUAUCCAAAGGAUAGGUGUUGAGAGUUCAUUGUAGGUGUUACAUUGUCUUCAUUGCUGUAUCUUCACACUUGUCUAUUGUAAAUUAGUGUUG